Hypomesus transpacificus is the source of this 1636-nucleotide messenger RNA. RefSeq lists its product as uncharacterized. The coding region runs from base 107 to 757 and encodes 216 amino acids. NCBI's taxonomy places the organism in Eukaryota, Metazoa, Chordata, Actinopteri, Osmeriformes, Osmeridae. Gene Ontology annotation, molecular function: DNA binding; zinc ion binding. The transcript is spliced from 6 exons. The record is from RefSeq and is a predicted model, not a curated record.
UUACACUUGUACAUAUUUUUUGAAGACCAAGGUCGACGACAUCCUUCGACGCUUCGUAUUUCAGGACUCCUCUCCCACCCCCUCACCCCCCCCUCUGUCAGUGAGCAUGGCUCAGGAGACCAAUCAGACACAGGUGCCAAUGCUUUGCACUAUGGGAUGCGGUUUCUAUGGUAACCCCCGCACCAACGGCAUGUGCUCAGUCUGCUACAAGGAACACCUGCAGAGACAACAGGGCGGGGGUCGUUCCAGCCCCCCUGGUGGUGAGAAAGCUGCCACGUCUCCAGUGGGGUCUCCAGGAGCAACUGGAGUGUCGGUGGAGAGCUCGACGUCAGAGCCCAGCGUGGAGAGUUUCCCACAGCCCGAGGACAGGACACCCAGCCCCAGUUCACCCAGCCCGGUAACCCAACAAAUGACAGCGAUGAGCAUCUCCCAAGACACGGCAGCCACCGACUCGGACCGGGCAGAAGAGGACGAGGAUGAGGGCUCGUCCAAAAACACAGGGCCGGGAGGGGAGGCAGGGCAGGUGGUGUCCGACGGAGACCAGACCCCGGAUAAAAACAAGAAGAAAAACCGGUGCUUCACCUGCCGGAAGAAGGUUGGGCUGACCGGCUUCGACUGUCGCUGUGGCAACCUGUUCUGUGCCAUCCAUCGCUACUCGGACAAACACGACUGUCCCUACGACUACCGGGGCGCGGCCGCCGCCCGCAUACGCAAGGAGAACCCCAUCGUGGUGGCGGAGAAGAUCCAGAAGUUAUGAGCCAGAGCUGGAGUUGCCGCUGGAUUAACGUUCGCCCCUGACAUGUGAAUCUAGAACAAUGGCUGUGUGGAUGAUAAUAAUACCGGAGAGAAAAAAUGGCUUUCAUUCGUUGAUGAUAGGAGAGUGUGGGGUGGGGUGGGGGAGGGCUAGUUGCCCCUCUGUCCUGCAAUCCCUCUUUCUGCUUCUCUCUCCCAGAGUUACCCUGAGUGUGUGCGUGUGUGUGUGCGUGCGUGUGUGUGUGUGCGUGCGUGUGUGUGUGCGUGUGUGCGUGCGUGUGUGAGAAUAACGAAUGUGCCAGUGUGAUGGAAUCAAGACCGCAUCGUAUUAGUAGAGCACGUGUGAAAAUCCCGUGUGCGCGUGUUUGAAUGCUACGUGUCUACUGUGUGUGUGUGUGUGUACGUAACUUGAGAGUCAGGGAGAGAGCAGUAGGGGAUGGGGGGCAUUAGAUGACUCUGGGGAAGGAGGACAUUACAUUUUUACCCCUUUUUAUUGUUUUUCAAACUGGAGGAAUGGAGCUUGUUUGAGUUCAAUCUGAUCUCUGCUAGGUAGUUGUUAUCAGCAGGGGUAAGCUGUUGAAAAUCAUGGUCACAGGCUGGGGAGGGGGCUGUGUCGGCAUCAGCAGGGUCUUCAGAGAGCACGGGGGAAAAACCAAACAACAAUGUCCCAUUCCUGUCAAAUUGGCUUUUUAUUUUUUAUUUUAAUCUAUUUAUCAGGUAUAUUAUUUGUCCCUGUCCUUCCUCUCCCGUUGUGGUGGACUAAAGUUAACGUCUGUCCAACACGCACAGAGGCUUUGCAUUUUCAAGAAAUGUUUCUCUUUGAUAUAUUGACUUAUCAUAAUAAUGUUGGGUGCAUGAACAGUUAUGGGGAAGAGAGGGGUGG